Molecule: messenger RNA, 651 nt
Organism: Impatiens glandulifera
Lineage: Eukaryota; Viridiplantae; Streptophyta; Magnoliopsida; Ericales; Balsaminaceae
Product: LIM domain-containing protein WLIM2b-like
Exons: 5
Coding region: 1-651 (216 amino acids)
Biological process (GO): actin filament bundle assembly
Cellular component (GO): plasma membrane; actin cytoskeleton
Molecular function (GO): actin filament binding
Source: RefSeq, a predicted model, not a curated record
AUGUCGACUUUCACCGGGACAACGCAGAAAUGCAAGUCUUGCGAUAAAACUGUCCAUUUCGCGGAGAUGAUUACAGCCGAUGGUACUCCUUAUCAUAAGACAUGCUUUAGAUGUAAACAAUGCAAUGGUCGCCUUGAGAUGGGUAGAUACUCACUGGUGGAAGGAGUCUUGUAUUGCAAACCACAUUUUGAGCAAUUUCUAAGGGAAACUGGUGGCGUGGCCAAAAAACCACAAUCUUCUGCGAGGGAAAGCAUGCUGACUAGGACUCCAAGUAAGGUCUCAACUCUUUUCUCUGGUACCCAAGAUAAAUGUGCUGCUUGCAAGAAGACUGUAUACCCUGUUGAGAAGGUGACGGUUGAAGGAGAAUUUUAUCACAAGUUAUGCUUCAAAUGUGCCCACGGAGGAUGCAAGCUUGAGAUGUCUAACUAUGCUGCGCUCGACGGGUUUCUCUAUUGCAAAACGCACUUUAUCCAACUGUUUAAGCAGAAGGGUAACUAUAGUCAUUUAACAAAGACAUCGUCUAUUAAUAAAAAGAACGAGCAAUUAGACCAAGAAUCUACUAAGUCAAGUCUGCCCGAUGAACCCGAAGUAGACAAAGUUGACCCAGAUAAUUCAUCUUCGAGCCAGACAGAUGAUCAUCCGGAAGCAUAA